This is a messenger RNA of Melampsora larici-populina 98AG31, 408 nucleotides long. RefSeq lists its product as uncharacterized. The record is from RefSeq and is a predicted model, not a curated record. Bases 1 to 408 code for a protein of 135 amino acids. The transcript has 3 exons. Lineage: Eukaryota; Fungi; Basidiomycota; Pucciniomycetes; Pucciniales; Melampsoraceae.
AUGGCACCUCAAAAUCAUUCCAAUCCAUACACAAUUCCAAAUCGCACUAGUCCACAAAAAUCCAUCUCUGGCAAACCUCCUCAAGUCGGCCGUAGUACCUCGAGCAAGCGUGGAGCUGCCAGUGGCUCAGCUUUACAGCCAACUGCCAGUGGCAGCGGAUCAUCCAAAGGCACUAAAACCAAGGCUUCAAACACUCGUGUGAUCACACCGCCUCCCUUGUUUUUGGAAGACAAUCUUGCGGAUAUCGACGGAGAUGGUGAAGGAGCGGGUAGUGCCAAAAAGGCCAAAGGAAUCACGCCUCCUCCCUCGUUUUUGGAAGAUGAUCUCGCGGAUCUUAACGGAGGUGGUGAAGGAGGAGGUAGUGGUAAGUGGUCUUUCUUCGGGCUUCGAUUUAAAUUGUUCCCUUAA